CUUCCCUUCCAUCUUUCAUCUCCCACACUCCUCUUAAUUUCUUUCAUAAUUCAAUCUCUCUCUCUCUCUCUCUCACAAUAACAACAACAAAGACCUGAAGAUGGCAGCAGCAAGAAGCCCUAUGAACGUAACAGCAGCAAGGACAGCAAACCCUGUGGUUCCACAACACUCGCCAUGGCAUUCGCCUGUGCCGUACUUGUUUGGUGGGCUAGCUGCCAUGCUUGGUUUAAUAGCUUUUGCUCUCCUGAUACUUGCUUGCUCUUACUGGAAGUUAUCUGGGUACCUCGAGAACGGGAACGAAGGCGGCGAGAGAGACCUGGAAGCCGGUGGAGGCGAAGGAGGAGAUAACAAUGAGAAACAACGACAAGGUGUUGUUUUUGAAGAGAAGUUUCUGGUUAUUAUGGCGGGUGAAGUUAAGCCAACUUUCUUGGCUACACCAAUGUCUAGUAGGUCUUCUUCUUUUGGUGAUACGAAAAGCUGUUCCUGCGGUGAAAAGAGUGAAAAAUCUACAGAGAAUUGUACUGCUGAGACGGUGAAGCAGAGUGAUCAAGAACAGAGUAGCAGAUUGGAGACAACAACUACCCAAGAAUCAAUAUCAGAUCAAACCCAUUGAUUAUUUUUCCCUCUUUCUUUUUUUCUUGAUUAGGUUUAAACAAGUUAAUUAGACAGAUUGGGAUCUUGAAAGAAAAGAGAGCUCUGUUACAGGUUUUGAAGAUUUGGGGUGUCUGUAAAUGAGCUCUUGCACGUUUAGAUUGGUUUUAACUUUAUAUUUCUUUUAUUAGCUUGCUCUGUCUGGGGCUUGAACUCGAAACCUUAGAGUCCUGGAGAGGACGAGGGCUCCAUUACUAAUUGAGCUACAUUCAAUUGAUCUCAAGAGAAAGAAAGAAGAAGAUAAAGGUGGCACAUGUAAUGCGAGAGACUGGACAUACAUAAGUGUAACAUACAUACUUUUUGAUGCGGCGAGAUGAAACUGCUUUCCCAUGCCAGUGAUACUGUGUGUUUGAUGAUGGUAGAGUCUGAAUUUUCUGUUUUUCUUUUUCUUAUACAAUAUGUAUUUUGGUUCUGUCAAAGUGUAUUCAUACCCUCUGCUGCAAACUGUAGUGAGUUCAUGGAGUUAGUUGUGAGAUAUUUGAUUUCAGAAAAAUUUUCAUUUGAACUUA
Messenger RNA from Ricinus communis (castor bean), 1160 nucleotides. Its product is annotated as protein GLUTAMINE DUMPER 2. Bases 101 to 613 code for a protein of 170 amino acids. The record is from RefSeq and is a predicted model, not a curated record. Gene Ontology annotation, biological process: regulation of amino acid export. The transcript is spliced from 2 exons. Lineage: Eukaryota; Viridiplantae; Streptophyta; Magnoliopsida; Malpighiales; Euphorbiaceae.